AUGAGAGUGAAUAUUUUAAAAUACGUUCUUUUUUCAAUUGUUAUUUGUUCUUUUGAAUAUUCCAAAAUUGAAAUAUGGGAUGAAAGGAAUAUAAUAAAAUUUAGAAGCAAUAGAAUAUUAGGAGAUGUAGAAAAGGAGUUCGAUUUAAAUGAUUUUUAUGAAUCAACUUUUAGUCUUACAAAACAACUUAAUGAGUACAAUGAUGAUAACGAAGAAAUUAUACAUAUUCGAAAUGCUAUAAAUUCAUAUAUAAAGAAUCAUAAAGACAAGAGUACAUUACCCGAUUUAAAUAAGUUAGAUAAAAGAACUAAAAAGUUAAUUUAUAAAAUUCGAGAAGAAUUAAAAGAAGUAAAAAAAGAGAUUGAUAAUAUGGGGGAUAGUGGAAUAACAACAAAAGUGAUAGAAAAUAAAAGAAUAAGAAAAAAAGAUGAAAAUAAUUAUGUAUCAGAAGGUGAAGACUAUAACCAAUUGAAAAACGAAGUAAAUUUCUUGGAGAGAGAAUAUAGACAGCCCAAUUUAAGUAGUGUUAAUACUUAUAAAAAUAAACGAAAGAUAAACGAAUUGUACGAAGGAUUAAAAUUGAGGUCAAUAUUGUUGGUUUUUCUUUCUUUGGUGAUAAUAAUAUCAGGAACCGUUCCUAUCGCAUUUACUGUUUUAUGUUCCGUGGUUUCAUUUGAAACAUUUAUUAGGUCUUGUCAAUACAUUAAAUUAAUCAUGAAAGUAUAUAAAAAACCCAAAAAAUCAAGGGUUCAGGGUUUAGGUUUAGGGUUUAGGGUUCAGGGUUCAGGGUUUAGGGUUUAG
Plasmodium yoelii is the source of this 801-nucleotide messenger RNA. RefSeq names its product fam-b protein. The transcript has 2 exons. Bases 1 to 801 code for a protein of 266 amino acids. The record is from RefSeq and is a predicted model, not a curated record. NCBI's taxonomy places the organism in Eukaryota, Apicomplexa, Aconoidasida, Haemosporida, Plasmodiidae.